AUGGUAAAUUACGGAGGAGACGAAGUAUCCGCUCUUGUGGUGGAUAUUGGCUCGUCAUCAGUCCGUGCUGGGUACGCAGGAGAUGAUACCCCCAAAGCAGUCGUGUCGUCGUAUUAUGGCUACAAAACUACGGCCGGUGACUCAGACGCGAAGCUCUAUCUAGGACAACAUGGCCCUUCUAUCUGGAGGCCGGGCAUGGAAAUAGGGAACCCCUGGCGAGACGGUCUCAGUCAGCAUUUCCUGGCUCAUGAACCCAUGUCUGUUUCGCUCAACGCCUCUUCAGUAUUUGACUUCAACCCAAUCCCUCCCUUAAUAUCCCACGCCCUGUCGGAUAUCAUGCACGCCAACCCGUCUGAACAUCCUGUCCUCGUGACCGAGCCGGCCUGGAAUACUGCAGCCAAUCGAGAGCGAAUGGCCGAGAUCAUGUUCGAGGAGUUCCAGGUUCCCGCUUUCUACAUCGCCAACACGGGUGUCUUGAACGCUUUUGCUUCAGGGAAAGGCUCGGCAUUGGUGAUAGAUGUUGGGCACUCCAUGGCGAGCAUAACUCCCGUCGUCGAUGGUUUCGUCCUAAGGAAAGGUCUCGUUUAUUCUGCCCUCCCAAAGUUGGUGCACGCACACGCAAAGCACAUCCUCACAAACCCAACUCCCACACGCCCAAGCAUAGACCUGUAUCCACACCAACUCAUUGCCUCUAAAAUUCCCGUCGAACCGUCCGCGCCACCCCGCUUCACGUUGCGCGAAGACCGAUCAGCCGGGACGACAGAAAGCUGGACAACAUGGUAUGAAACUCGGGAGGUGGACGAAUGGAUCCAUACCGUGGCGGGCGUUCUCGAUCAAGGGUGGAAUGAACAGGCUGCUGCUGCACGGCCGCCUCGCCAGUACGAAUUUCCGACAGGAUUUAAUACUUACUUUGGCCCUGAGCGCUUCCAAGUCGGCGAGGAGUUCUUCUACCAUUCACCACAACUUGUCGCUCAAAAUCCUAACUUGCCCAAAAAUAUCCCGACGUUGCUAUCAGAGUCUCUCCGUGCCUGUGAUCCGGAUUUGCGCCAAGUGUUGAUGGGCAACGUCGUUCUGACAGGUGGAGGGAGUCUCUUCACUGGUUUCGCUGACAGACUGGAGAACGAGUUGUCUCGGAAUUUUGCACACGUCAAAAUUCAUGCACCAGGGAACCCAAUCGAGCGGAAGUAUGGUGCGUGGCUCGGAGGUAGCAUUCUUGCAAGCCUGGGUACUUUCCAUCAACUGUGGAUCAGCCGUGAAGAGUGGCAGGAGCAUGGAAAAGCUAUUGUUGGCCAACGAUGUAAAUAA
This is a messenger RNA of Pisolithus orientalis, 1305 nucleotides long. Its product is annotated as actin family. Gene Ontology annotation, biological process: regulation of transcription by RNA polymerase II. Bases 1 to 1305 code for a protein of 434 amino acids. Gene Ontology annotation, cellular component: NuA4 histone acetyltransferase complex; SWI/SNF complex. NCBI's taxonomy places the organism in Eukaryota, Fungi, Basidiomycota, Agaricomycetes, Boletales, Pisolithaceae. Gene Ontology annotation, molecular function: chromatin binding. The transcript is spliced from 9 exons. The record is from RefSeq and is a predicted model, not a curated record.